Messenger RNA from Moneuplotes crassus, 1446 nucleotides. NCBI's taxonomy places the organism in Eukaryota, Ciliophora, Spirotrichea, Euplotida, Euplotidae. The record is from the annotation of a GenBank genome assembly.
AUGGAAUCUAUCACAAAAUUGUUCUUCAGACCAGAGCCUGAUAACCAGGCCUCAUUCAAAUCUAAAGGUCAUAAGAGUUGUAGGGACACUGGCAGAAAGAAAUAAUGGACUUAAGAACUCAGAUUUUAAGGCUGUACAUAAGGGAGCUAUAGAUCAUGCUAACCAGCAGAUAUCUUCAAAAUUGAUCAAAGAAAUACAGUAUAGUAAGAAAAGGUUCACUAAAAGUCUGAACGAUGCUUUGAUGAGCUUAAUUUCCAUCUUUGACAAGGCCGAUCAAGAAGUCUCAAAUUACUCAGAAAGCUUUGAAAAUAGCUGAAAUCAGAAACUAGAUUGCUUCCAAGACAGCUCAUGUGACUUUUACAAAAUAGAAACUAUUUUUACAAAACUAAAGGCAGAUUUUGGCCUGGUUGAUUCUCUUGUAGAUCUAUUGAUAAAUGUAUGAGCUUCCAGGCAGAGUCACUGUAAGCGGGGCAAAUAAGACUCCUUCUAAGGAAGCAAUAAAGAGGAGUAAAAAUAAAAAAUUACACCCCAAAUAUGUCUGCCAAGCGGAUAGGAAACUCAAAAAUGAACCUGAGGCUGUUACCAAGUCAACCAUGGAUAUGAAAGCUAGUAUUAAGAAGGCCAUUAACACUUGCUCACUAGAUUUAGAUAUCUAUCGGCCAUCAAAGAAGCAUCCUGAUAAAUCCAAGGGCUGUAGAAGAACAAAAGGUGUUCCUUCGGCAGCAAAUAUCGGGAGUUUCUUCAAAAAGUCCUUUAAUGCGUACAAAACCAUGGACAAUGAUACUUUGGAGAUGAUAAGAGCCAGCAAGAGUAAAAGGAAUAAUCCGAUAAGAAAUUGCAGCAUAAAGUAUUUGGGAAGUUGUAAGCCAAAAAUGAAACCAAAGACCCAAAUCAAUAAGUCCCUAGAGUUUGUUAACAUCAAGAAGCCUCUUUGACAUCCACUCGGAAGAUGUAGUAGUAAUAAGCAAGUAGGCACAUGUCCUAAAAUAGGGAAGAACGCUCAGAAAGAGGAGGCGCUGUCUCAGUCCAAGAGCAAGAAUUUACAGAUUGAGCAACCGAGCCAGAUAAAAAGCAGGUCAAAACACCGAAGGAAUAAGUCAAUCUUUACUUCUGGGCAAGAAGUUAGUGAGGACCAGACAAGCCAGGACAUCUGUAAGCGUGUCUUAGAGACCAUGCAAAGGGCUCAGUCCCAGCCAAAGCAAGCCAAGAUCCAGAUGGUCGACGACUUCUCAGAGGAUAUAGAAGUUUUGGCUGAUAAGCUAGAAAAGGAACAGCAGAAAGAGAGUUUACGCAACCAGUUUAAAAUUCCAAAUCAGCAUAGUACAGCCAUGAAGUCCUAUGAAGAACCUAAUAAAAAGCUUGCUAAGAUAGAUGAGGAAGCAGAGAAUUCUUUCUAGAUAUCCUUAACAAGAAGUUACUCCUCUAGAUAUACAAUCAUCUUAUAUC